GGCGGUUGCCCGGGUGACGGCUGCAGAGGCGGUGACCCGGCCGACUGAGCGCGGGUGUCCGCUGCAGGGCAGCAGAGAUAUUUGCCGUGAGAAUUACCAGUAACGCUCCAAUAUGGGGGAUAUUCUGGCUCAUGAAUCUGAGUUACUUGGACUGGUGAAAGAGUAUUUAGAUUUUGCUGAGUUUGAAGACACCUUGAAAAUAUUUUCAAAGGAAUGCAAAAUCAAAGGAAAACCAUUGUCUAAAACAUCAGGUGGAUCUUUAAGAGACUCUAAAUCAAAAAUAAUCCAGAAGGAUCUCGUUGCUGCAUUUGACAGUGGAGACCAGAAGACGUUCUUCGAUUUGUGGGAGGAGCACAUUCCCAUUUCAGUCCGAGAUGGUGACUCCCUCGCCCGGAAGUUGGAAUUCUAUCUCCACAUCCAUUUUGCCAUCUAUCCUCUGAAGCACUCCGUCGGGAGACCUGACAAAGAAGAACUGGACGAAAGGAUUUCUUAUUUCAAAACUUACCUGGAGACCAGAGGGGCCACACUGAGCCAGACCACGGAGUUUCUUCCUUUCUAUGCCCUUCCUUUUGUUCCCAACCCUGUGGUGCACCCGUCGUUUAAGGAACUCUUCCAGGAUUCUUGGGUUCCAGAGUUAAAGUUCAAGUUGGAAAAGUUUCUGGCUUUAAUUUUCAAAGCUAGUAACACACCAAAGCUCUUAACACUGUAUAAGGAGAAUGGACAAAGUAACAAAGAAAUGUUGCAGCAGCUCCACCAGCAGCUGGUGGAGGCGGAACGUAGGUCGAUGACAUACUUGAGACGGUACAGUAAGAUCCAGGCAGACUACCACAAUCUCAUCGGGGUCACGGCGGAGCUGGUGGACUCGCUGGAGGCCACAGUCAGUGGCAAGAUGAUCACCCCUGAGUACCUGCAGAGCGUGUGUGUCCGCCUCUUCAGCAAUCAGAUGCGGCAAAGCCUGACGCACAGCGUGGACUUCACGAGGCCCGGGACGGCUUCAACCAUGUUAAGAGCCUCCCUGGCACCUGGGAAACUGAAGGAUGUCCCGUUAUUGCCCUCCCUGGAUUAUGAGAAACUGAAGAAGGAUUUGAUCUUCGGCAGUGACCGCCUGAAAGCCUUCUUAUUGCAGGCCCUGCGCUGGCGCUUGACCACUUCGCAUCCCGGAGAGCAGAGGGAGACCGUCCUGCAGGCCUACAUCAGCAACGACCUCCUGGACUGUCACAGCAACAACCAGAGAAACGUGCUCCAGCUGCUGCACGCCAAGAGCGAGGUGGUGCGGCAGUACAUGGCCAGGCUUGUCAAUGCGUUCGCGUCACUAGCAGAAGGUCGCCUCUACCUUGCCCAGAACACGAAGGUGCUGCGGAUGCUGGAGGAAAGGCUGAGGGAGGAGGACAAGGACAUCGUCACUCGGGAGAAUGUUCUCGGGGCCUUGCAGAAGUUCAGCCUCAGGCGCCCGCUGCAGACAGCCAUGAUUCGAGACGGCCUCAUUUUCUGGCUGAUGGAGAUCCUGAAGGACCCUGACUGCCUGAGUGACUAUACUCUGGAGUACUCGGUGGCCUUGCUCAUGAACCUCUGCCUCCGGAGCUCAGGAAAGAACAUGUGUGCCAAGGUGGCAGGCCUUGUGCUGAAAGUUCUUUCGGAUCUGCUUGGCCAUGAAAACCACGAGAUACAGCCAUAUGUGAAUGGAGCUCUGUACAGCAUCCUUUCUAUUCCGUCCAUCCGCGAGGAGGCCAGAGCAAUGGGAAUGGAAGACAUCCUGCGCUGCUUCAUCAAAGAAGGCAACGCUGAAAUGAUCCGCCAGAUAGAAUUUAUCAUCAAGCAGCUUAAUUCAGAAGAGUUACCAGAUGGGGAUCUUGAAUCUGAUGAUGAUGAAGAUGAAGAUGAUGAGGAGGACCAUGACACUCUGGAAGCCGAUCUGGACAAAGACGAACUGAUCCAACCCCAGCUUGGAGAACUCUCGGGCGAGAAGCUGCUGACCACGGAGUACCUGGGAAUCAUGACCAACACGGGCAAGAUGAAGCGGAAGGGGCCUGCGGGCGGGCAGUGGGGCGCCGACGAGCCCCUGCGCAGGCCCGUCACCCCUGGCGGCCACAGGAACGGGCACCCAGCGCUGGAAGAUGAUCCCGUUUCUCCCCAGACGGCCCGACAUACCAGGAACGGCCGCCUCCAGUCCCUGCCCAGGGCUCCACUGCCCGUCUGCAGAGAGGGGAGGCCCGGCACCCCCAAGGCUCGCACUUCCGCCUCACCAGCCAUGGAUGCCAAACCAGAAGAGUGGUUGUCAGCAGGGCUUCCAGAAGAUCCUCGCCUGCCCCCCGCUGGAGGUCCCAGCCAGCCCAGGGAGAUGUCCCAGGACCCAGACAGUGGAGAGAUCUCCAGGGAAUUUACAUCGGCCUUCGCCAACAAGCCCCGGACUCCCCGCUCUCCAGAGAUCCUGAAUCUGAAUCUGCCCAAGGCCAAGGCGUCGGCUUCUGCCCCUCAGUUCUCCCCAUGCAGCCCCCAGCGGGCCAGCUGCCCGGGCCCCACAGCAUCCUCCUCCAGGGGCCCACUGGAUGGGUUCUUAAUCGUUCCAGUUGAUGAAGUUGCCAGUGGCCUCGGUGGCUCACAAGCAAACUGGCUGAGUGAGACCUCCAGGCCGGGCCACUCGGAGAUAUGGACCCCUCUUGUGGGGGUGCCAGUCUGCCUGACCUGUCCUCACGUCCCCCAGUUGGCCCUGAAAUCCGUGCCUGCAUCCUGGGGGAGGCCGCCGGCCCCAACCCUGACAGCGUCCCUGCCGCCCCGCAGCUGCCGCGGCCUCCCCCACCCAACAGCAGACAGCAGCAGCCUCCCUGCAGGCUGCACCCAGGGGCUCCGGGGCUGGGGUGGGCCCGAGGACACAAGGCCCAUCUCUGUCCUCGGGGCUUCCCUUCCGCCCUGUUGGUGCUCUCGUGAUAACACUUCUCCCUUCUUCUCUGCACCCCCUCCCAGCCCCGGCCAGUCUCCCCCACACACACAUGCUCCCCAGCUGAGCCGGGCCUUCCUAAAGGGCUUUGCUAAAGAGAAACAGAACAAAAGAAUGUGAAGCACCCUCAGGAUGUGCGCAUUCCUGCCCCUGCCCCGCUUCCUGACUGGCCCUGGGGCGCUGGCCAGCUGGGAGCCGCUGUGGUUACUGGGCCGUGUGGGAAGCUGUGGUGGGAAACACACCCCGCAGCGCAGGGCAAGGUGCUUCCUCACCCGGCCCAGGGGGAGCGAGCGCCGCGAGCUCGGGGGUCGCUGGGCCCGUUGGAGGGCAGCCGGGCCUCUGCGGCCCUGCCCUGAGACCAGGCCGCCCGGGUCGGGGGAGCCCCGGCUCACAGCAGUCAGGCGGGCUGGCCUCACUCACAGCCCAGGACACAGCGUGGCCCUGGCCGGGGGCCUGGCUGGGAGGGCGGGGGGCUUAUGUGUCCCAGGGACGCGACAGACACACAAGCCACUGCCAGCAGAAGUCGCUGAGCGCCCCGCGCCAAACCGCCCGCUUCCUGCGGGGAAGGAGAGGGCCCCGAGCAGCCCUGCCCCGGUCACAGGGCAGGCGACCCGGCAGGAAGGCGCUCUUCAUCCCCUGUGCACGUGAGCAGGUGGAAAGACGGGAUUGUCGGGGACAGAGGGGGUUUGUCCGGAGCCCGCCUGGGAGCUGGCGCCUUCCCCUCGCUUUUCUCCCCCAGGCGGCCAGUCCUGCCGGAAGUGAGGAUGGCGUCUUUCUCCGGGCGAACCCCUGGCCUCGCCUGAGGCCCAGCCAGCUCCCCGCAGCUGCAGGUGGCGGCGUGACGGGGCGCUCAGGGCCGAGGGGGCGGCUCUCCGGGCAGCUGGGGGCAGCCGGGCAGUAGCCGGGGGCCGGGGGAGCCUGCUCUCGGCCUUGGCUGGGACGCCCCUCGCAGCCUUCCCACACCCGGAGGAAGGCACCUCUGGAGACCUCCGGCCCCGGUGAACACAGGCACCCAGCCGGGUGGAAAGUGCGAGGCCAAACCAGCGAGCCCAGUUCCCCGUGGGGGAAGCGGGCGUGGGGAACCCCGGGCUGUUUCCGCAGCCGGAGCGCGCGGCCCCUUCGGAGCCUGCUGACAGGCAACUCCCUUUGACCGACUGUGGAAACAGAAGUGGAUUUGGAAUAAAGGAAGCACAUUCUCCAUCCACGUGCCCCGGCAGCGGAUUUGGACUUUCCUUCCUCUUUUAAAAUCUGAUAAGGUUUAUGACAGGCAUCUGCCUCUGCAGAGCAGACCUGCGUUUCUGCAUGGACGUUUUUUAAAGGCCCCAAAAGCGUGACCAGCAUAACGCCCUCUGCCUCCCUCCCUCCAUAAACGCAGACAGCUCCGCGGAGGGUCGGCCCACCCGGCUGGCGGGCCAUGGAGGGGAACCAAGUCACAGAACAAGGGGCCAAGUCAUGGAACAAGAGGGAGGAAAUUCGCUGUCAGCCAGCAAGGCACGGGGAUCCUGGACGUUACCCAAGCUAUGGGUCUAAUCCCUGCAGUCUAAUCCUCCCUCCAAAUUCAAAUAUUGAAAUAAAAUAAAUCGCUGUUUA
Choloepus didactylus (southern two-toed sloth) is the source of this 4525-nucleotide messenger RNA. It is a transcript of the gene ARMC9, whose product is annotated as armadillo repeat containing 9. The transcript has 25 exons. Bases 113 to 3055 code for a protein of 980 amino acids. Gene Ontology annotation, cellular component: ciliary tip; ciliary basal body; centriole. Gene Ontology annotation, molecular function: protein binding. Gene Ontology annotation, biological process: cilium assembly. The record is from RefSeq and is a predicted model, not a curated record. Lineage: Eukaryota; Metazoa; Chordata; Mammalia; Pilosa; Megalonychidae.